AUGGAAGGCUCGACGGCGCAGGCAGCGGGGAAGACCGUCCUGAGGGUGGCGGCGAUCUCCGGCUCGCUGCGCAGGGCGUCGGCCAACACCGGCCUCAUCCGCGCCGCCGCGGAGAUCUGCAGGGAGUCGAUCCCGGGGCUGGAGAUCGACCACAUCGACAUCUCCUCGCUGCCGCUGCUCAACACCGACCUCGAGGCCGGCGGCGUGUUCCCGGCGGCCGUCGAGGCAUUCCGCGCCAGGGUUCGCGGCGCGAACUGCUUCCUGUUCGCGUCGCCCGAGUACAACUACUCCAUCUCGGGCCCGCUGAAGAACGCGCUGGACUGGGGGUCGCGCCCGCCCAACUGCUGGGGCGACAGGGCCGCGGCCAUCCUCAGCGCGUCGGGCGGGUCCGGCGGCAGCCGGUCGCAGUACCACAUCCGGCAGGUCGGCGUGUUCCUCGACCUCCACUUCGUCAACAAGCCCGAGGCGUUCAUCAAGGCGCACCAGCCGCCGAAGAAGUUCGACGACGACGGCAACCUGGUCGAUCCGGAGACGAAGGAGCAGGUCAGGAAGGUGCUCCUGGCGCUGCAGGCUCUCGCGCUCAGGCUCCAGCUGGGGAAGCCUGCUGCGGACUCUGAAGUCUGA
Miscanthus lutarioriparius is the source of this 624-nucleotide messenger RNA. The record is from the annotation of a GenBank genome assembly. NCBI's taxonomy places the organism in Eukaryota, Viridiplantae, Streptophyta, Magnoliopsida, Poales, Poaceae.